This is a messenger RNA of Schistosoma curassoni, 730 nucleotides long. NCBI's taxonomy places the organism in Eukaryota, Metazoa, Platyhelminthes, Trematoda, Strigeidida, Schistosomatidae. The record is from the annotation of a GenBank genome assembly.
AUUAGUCUUAUUGAUACAUUGAAUCGUUCUUUCGUUUUUGAUCAUCUACUGUUUAUAAUUCUCUUCCAUUUCAUUGAAUAACAUGAGAAUAUCAAGAAUCUUCAUUAUAUUUAUUGUGGUUUUCAUUGCUGGUUAUCAAGCGGAGGAUUGUGGAAAUGGUGAACCCUGUGAUGUUGGCAAUACAUUUCUACAUUCAACAUAUUGCUGUAAAGAUCCUUCUGAUAAACCGGCAUGUUGUAAAGUAUUCCGUUGGUGGCCACUUGCUGUUACAAUAUGUGCUUCUGUUUUGGCGCUCAUUAUAAUCCUUAUCUGUUCAUGUUGUUACAAUGUCUUUAGUUGUUUAAUUGAUAUUUUAUGCUGUUGUUGUAGACGUUAGAAAAAAAAUUGGUCUACAUUUAUCGAGUUACUGUUUUCUCUAUUACUUCACUGAAUUACCUGAUUCUAUGUAUCUAUGCCUGCCUGCAUGUAUGUAUGUAUGUAUGUAUGUAUGUAUGUAUGUAUGUAUGUAUGUAUGUAUGUAUGUAUGUAUGUAUCUGUGUGUGUGUGUUUCAUGGAACCAUUGAUUUUUGAGAUUUCCUUUUUUUCAAAACAAAAUUCUAUUAUGUUUUAAUUGUUUGUUUUCAUUUAUUGUUAUAUUUACUCAAUGGAACAGAUAAAAUAUGAAUGUUUAUCUGUACAAUUAUUGAAUUGAGUUUUUAUAUGAACUAUUAAAUACAUUUGUCAUUGAAAA